AUGGGAAGGUACGCGAGGAAGCGCGACGGAUCAGGAGAGGUGGCGGCGGCGGCCAAAAGGAGGAGGAAAACGGCAUCAGGAGGAUCGGAGGAAUCGACAUCCUCCGCGGAGCUCAAAACGCGUCGCUCAGACGCGCCGGCGAAUUCGUGUGACUCGAGCUGCGAGAACGUUGAUAUCUCCGGCAGCGCUUUAGCCUCAUGCUGCUCGAGCAGCGGAUUGAGCGAGCCGGCCGACAUGAGCCCGGAGUUUGCAGAUCUGGAGAAAAAUGCCGUGGUUGUGAAGUUUUGCGCGACAUCAUCUGAGCAUACGGCGGAGUUCAGAGACAGGAGAGAGAAUCCGCCGCCGCGUGAGGCUCAAACCGAGUCGGGCGAGCUGGAGUCGCCGCCCCAUGCGUCUGAUUCCGUGGGUAUUCCCACGGCGGAGAUAAUUCCGACAGAGGCCGAGCUCGACGAAUUCUUUUCCGCGGCCGAGCAGAAUAUCCGGCAACAAUUCAUCCAGAAGUACAACUAUGAUAUAGCGAAGGACGAGCCGUUAGAAGGGCGCUAUGAAUGGAACCCCAGUAGAGCUGAAGGCAACCAAACUAAUCUGAAGCUUAUUAUUAAUUAA
Messenger RNA from Striga hermonthica, 606 nucleotides. The record is from the annotation of a GenBank genome assembly. Lineage: Eukaryota; Viridiplantae; Streptophyta; Magnoliopsida; Lamiales; Orobanchaceae.